GACGGACCUGUUUAUUUGUAACACCCAUGUAACAGUUGUUUUUCAUUCAUGGGCUAAUAGCUAGCGUCACUCUUUAUUGUCGUUUCAGCAACUGUCUGUAUACUUUUACGUUAUUCUCGCCAUUAAGUAUAUACGCGUUAAUAUAUAUGUUUCUCAGUAAGCCGUGUCCUGUCAUAAUCAUAGCCUUGUCCUCCAUUAGGGUCAGCAAUUGAAUGGUAGCUGGCUAAGAUUCGCGUUCGCUUACCUGACAAAUAAGAACAAUCACAAUGGAACCCGCCUGCCGUAAGGACAAGCCAAAGCUGAACUCUACUCCAACCAGAGGAGACAGAUCAAAACAGAAGUCUGCACAGCAGGAACUCAAACAGCGGCAGAGAGCAGAGAUAUAUGCUUUGAACAAGGUGAUGACGGAACUGGAACAUCAGCAGUUUGAGGCCUUUUGUAAACAGAUGCAGCCACAAGGAGAAUGAAUAUGCUGUCGUUGCUGCCUUCAUCAGGGUUUUUCAUGGCUCAAACUGAGGCAGAGGUUGUAGCAUUCUUAUCACUUGCACAUAUGCGUAUGCCGCGCCCCCCACUGGCUUGAACAAAUACAUUUUUCUGUUAAGUAUUUGCAUGUAUUGUUUGACUUUUCUUAAAUCAUAUAUUAUACAGUACUACACCUCUUCAAUGGUUUUAGGACCGACUUCCAACUGUUUCUGGGACAGUGCCCUAUAAUACUACAGUAGCUAUCAGUAUUUGUUUGUCCGCCAUGUUGGUGUUUGAGAUCAGGAGGAUUCUCUUUUCAAACAUUUAAUAAGCAUCAGAAUAAGACAGUGUGUUGACCUCCAACAUGGUGGUGUGUGACGGCACGGGAAACCUGUCUAUUGCAGUUUAAAAUGACACCCAACGAGUACAGGGCUGGUCAGAUAGCAGUUUUUAUGAUAGCAUGUGCUUUAUAGACUUCCCCACUUCUAACACACAUGGUGAAAGACAAACUUAUACAGGUUGAGGUUGUCUAUAUUGAAUCAUGUUAUCAUGCUAUUAAAUUUGUAGUCUUGAAUAUGCCAUAGAGUAUUACUAGUCUAAGUGUUAUCAAUGCACUGUUAGCAUGGUGCGGAACAUAUUUGAGGAAGCAGAAUAGAUUAGCAGAAUAGAAUAUUUGGUACACAACCAUCAAAUAUGUGUUCAUGUGUCCUUUAUUAAUGUCAUGAAUUGGUUACAUUGAGCCUGAAUGCUCAUUUCAGUCACGUCAUAAAUCAUUUGUGUUUAGUAUGUAAAGUAUGUCUACUCUGAGCAGGAGACUUUGUGACAGUUCCCAUUGUAGUGUAAACUGUAUUGUGUAUUAUUUGACCACUUGAACUACCGAGUAAACCUUUGCCAAGAGAAAAGACAUCUUAUUGAAUCCCUCCUCUGCAUUUGAAAGUGUCCAGUAUUGUUUCAGACUCUUCUAAUACAGUAUAUCUAGUUUUGUUUCUUCUCAUGAACACACUAUGUGCACCAGAUAUGUUGCGUGUUCAUGUAAAACUUUGCAAUCAAAUGUUUUUUUCCUGUUGGAUUAAUUGAUUUAACACAUUCACUGCCAUUGACGGCUUUAGAAGUCAAAUGUCCAUGUUAACUGGGAAGGCUGGCAGUGAUUGAGUUAAUGUGUGUGUAUCCACACGCACGGGCCUCAGC
Phycodurus eques (leafy seadragon) is the source of this 1650-nucleotide messenger RNA. RefSeq names its product small vasohibin binding protein (gene svbp). The transcript is spliced from 3 exons. Lineage: Eukaryota; Metazoa; Chordata; Actinopteri; Syngnathiformes; Syngnathidae. The record is from RefSeq and is a predicted model, not a curated record. Gene Ontology annotation, cellular component: apical part of cell. Gene Ontology annotation, biological process: negative regulation of protein ubiquitination; protein secretion. Bases 267 to 467 code for a protein of 66 amino acids.